UGGAGACCACAGGCCUCAGACUCCCACUUAAGUCUCCUGCUGCCCACGCUCCUGCCUUGAUCUGCAGUUGAAUAAAGGCUGGGCCCCAGGCAGCCAGGUUUGGUGGGCUUGGCUCCUCUCCUCUUCUGUUCUCUCCCCAGUGGCCUCCCAGAAGCCCCGUGGCCAUGACACAGCUGCUUCUGCUCAUUGUGUUUCUCCUGGUCCUGGGUCAUGUGCCUCCAGGGAGAAGCGAAUUCAAACGGUGCUGGAACGGCCAAGGAGCCUGCCGCACUUACUGCACCAAGUACGAAACCUUCAUGCACCUGUGCCCCGAUGCCUCCCUGUGCUGUAUCCCCUAUGGACUCAAGCCGCCAGCGCCCCAUAAGCCCGACCAUGUGUAGCCGGUUCGGGGCUGGCACAUUUGCUCUUCAUAAAACACAUGCUGCCCAUCGUCUCCUCUUG
Molecule: messenger RNA, 441 nt
Organism: Myotis myotis
Lineage: Eukaryota; Metazoa; Chordata; Mammalia; Chiroptera; Vespertilionidae
Gene: DEFB124
Product: defensin beta 124
Exons: 2
Coding region: 165-380 (71 amino acids)
Biological process (GO): cellular response to peptidoglycan; positive regulation of chemokine (C-C motif) ligand 5 production; innate immune response
Cellular component (GO): extracellular region
Source: RefSeq, a predicted model, not a curated record